Messenger RNA from Striga asiatica, 504 nucleotides. The record is from the annotation of a GenBank genome assembly. NCBI's taxonomy places the organism in Eukaryota, Viridiplantae, Streptophyta, Magnoliopsida, Lamiales, Orobanchaceae.
AUGCACAUUGCAGACGAAGUGCAAGAUUCCGCGCGUCGAGAUGUUGAAAGUGAUUUUUCUAACCAUGUUGAUUGGGGUGAAGAUAGUGUAUUUGAUGGUGAGGAUGAUGGUCGGUAUUAUGAUAAUUCGAAUGAAGAAGCAAAUGUCCACGAGAAUGAUAGCGAAAAUGAGGAUGAGAAUGAGCAACUCGAGCAGGAUAAUGAAAAUGAGGACAUCAAUGAUGAUUUCAAUGGAGAAGCGAACGUCCACGAGAAUGAUAGCGAAAAUGAUGACGAGAUUGAGCAACUCGAGCAAGAUAAUGAAAAUGAGGACAUCAUUCCUCCGAAGUGUGUUAAUAUUCAUAAUGUGCCACCACUUAACCUUUCCCAAAAUGAUACUCCUAAUGAAGAUGCAUUCAAUGAAUCUACUUUUCGUUUGAGAAAUGCUUGGAUGGUUCCUGGAGUAACUUAUCAUUUUCCGGAUGUGCAAACUCGGGUCGAAGAGCCUCCUCCUCCUGUAUUUUAA